This is a messenger RNA of Portunus trituberculatus (swimming crab), 771 nucleotides long. RefSeq lists its product as uncharacterized. The transcript is spliced from 2 exons. Bases 93 to 536 code for a protein of 147 amino acids. The record is from RefSeq and is a predicted model, not a curated record. NCBI's taxonomy places the organism in Eukaryota, Metazoa, Arthropoda, Malacostraca, Decapoda, Portunidae.
AUGAUUGGUGACUUUCUUGUUGCAGGAGUGUACAACAAGGGGCGGUGUAUACGACGAGGGACAAGGUCGGGUCAUGCCGGCCAUCCCUAAACAUGGAGCAAGCAAGUCUCGGGCGUCAGUCAGGAGGUGGAGCACGACCCGCCACAAAUCUGGCACAGGCGUCCCUACACUGCGCAACUGCGCAUUACCAACUUCGUGGAGGCGCAUGUGUUUCACUCUCUUCAGAAGAUGACGCAGACCGAGGAGGCGUGUGGUUCGGCACAGGUCCUGCCACUACUGGAGGGAAAACCAAACCAGCGUGUCCUAACACCCUCAACCUGCGGCAGGAAACUGGAAGACGCAAACUGUCUGCGCCUUCCAUGGAGGAAUUGGACCCUGCCUCGCACCAGCUCUGCCCUGGGAACACUCGGCGUUAUCCAGGGAGGGAGGACAGGGCAGACUGCCUUGCUUCAUCUAACCUAACCAAUACAUGUUGCGGCGUCAUCCAGGGAGGGAGGACAGGACAAGACUGCCUUGCUACAUCUAACCUAACCUAACCAAUACAUGUUGCUGCCUCAUCCAGGGAGGGAGGGAGGGAGGGAGGACAGGACAGACUGCCUUGCUUCAUCUAACCUAACCAAUACAUGUUGCCAAUCACUCUUGUAAUGUUAUUUAUUAUUCCUUCCAUCUAAUGUGAAUGUGCCCACAUGUGUAAUGUUGUUAUUCCUUAUGUUCUGUGAUGGACCCACAUGACUGUUGUGUUAGUACUAAUAAUAAAUCAUAAUAAGAAAA